AUGGAGAAGAGGAGGAGAAAAUUUGGCAUGUGUUCUCCCACAUCUCCUCCUCCAUCAACCUCCACUGAAUCCCUCUCCUCCUCAUUUUACUCUCCUCCUCCUCCGCCGCCUCCUCCGCCUCGUCCGCCUCCUCCUGCUCUGCGAUCCUCUCCUCCUCUCUCUGUGCUGGUGUCUGUUCCCUCCAUAUUUGGGCUGCUGCUGGUUCUACUGGUUGUACUGGUGAAACGACGUGUCCGGAAGAAACCUGAAGACAGAGAUCCUGCAGCAGCUGCCACCUCCUCAUCAGUGAGAAGAACAUCAGCAGAGGGCCGACACGGAUCGAUCAGGAGAAGAGAUGUUUCAUUAGAGACAACAGUCAUCUACUCCUCACUGAAGCUGACUGACACACCUUCACCACAGCUCAGAUUCAAAAGUAACAUUUUUCCCUCACCUGAAGAAGACAAAGAAGAAGAAGACGUCUUUGAAACCAGCUGCAGUCACAGUCUUAAACAUAUUAAUAGGGAAUUGGCAAUGGCCGCAUUGAACACAUACUUUAAGAAGAGGGAGAAAUAAAGGAGGACAUAAAGGAGUGGAGGAAGGUGCACACAGGUGGACUACACCUUAUGCUGAGGGUAUAAUCUGAAAGAGAUGGUAAGGUGGUGUCAGGGAGAAGGUAGCUAGGCAACAUGAGAUGGUAGUGUGUGUGAUGACUUUGGACAACAACAGGAGGAAGUGAGUGAGAGCAAAGACAAGAUUAAAUGGCGGAAGCUAAAGAAGUCAGUCUGAUGUAAAUUUGGUGUAAAAUCUUGUGAUAAAUAAAAAAACAUACACAGGUUUGAAGGGAACCACCACUGAAUUUAAUGUUUCCCUGUUACAGACACAGAAUGGCUGUUAUACAGUUACAAAAAUGUUAAGUGAAAGUUUACUCUUAAUUUACUUGUUCUUUCUGUACAUUUAAAUGUGACAUAUAACUGAAUAAACAAUAUCAAAGUG
This is a messenger RNA of Oreochromis aureus, 972 nucleotides long. RefSeq names its product ena/VASP-like protein. The record is from RefSeq and is a predicted model, not a curated record. The transcript has 4 exons. NCBI's taxonomy places the organism in Eukaryota, Metazoa, Chordata, Actinopteri, Cichliformes, Cichlidae. Bases 1 to 552 code for a protein of 183 amino acids.